AGGCGGGCGAGGUGGAUGCUCGGUGGCGGGACGAGCGCGGCGUCUGGCCGGCUUCUCAGCGCCGCGGAGCAAAGCGGGGUCCGGGAGGCGGCGGGGUCGGCGUCCAGGAGCGGCCCGGGAGUCUGCAGCGGCGGCAGAGGCGCUCGAGCCGGCGUCCCCGGGCCGGGGAGCGGAGGCCCCGGGGGCCCCGCGGGCAGGAUGAGCUUGACGCCGAAGGAGCUGUCGAGCCUGCUGAGCAUCAUCUCGGAGGAGGCGGGCGGCGGCAGCACCUUCGAGGGCCUGUCCACGGCCUUCCACCACUACUUCAGCAAGGCCGACCACUUCCGCCUGGGCUCGGUGCUGGUCAUGCUGCUGCAGCAGCCCGACCUGCUGCCCAGCGCGGCGCAACGCCUCACGGCGCUCUACCUGCUCUGGGAGAUGUACCGCACCGAGCCGCUCGCCGCCAACCCCUUCGCCGCCAGCUUCGCGCACCUGCUCAACCCCGCGCCGCCCGCCCGCGGCGGCCAGGAGCCCGACCGGCCCCCGCUCUCAGGAUUUUUACCUCCUAUAACUCCACCAGAAAAGUUUUUUCUUUCCCAGCUAAUGCUGGCACCGCCAAGGGAACUCUUCAAAAAGACACCUCGCCAGAUUGCUUUGAUGGACGUUGGAAACAUGGGCCAGUCUGUGGACAUUAGCGGGCUUCAGCUAGCCUUAGCCGAGCGCCAGUCGGAAUUGCCAACCCAGAGUAAAGCUAGCUUCCCUAGUAUUCUCAGUGACCCAGACCCGGAUUCUUCCAAUUCUGGAUUUGACAGCUCGGUCGCCUCUCAGAUCACAGAAGCUUUAGUCAGUGGACCAAAACCUCCUAUUGAAAGCCAUUUUCGGCCAGAGUUCAUUCGUCCUCCGCCUCCGCUCCACGUUUGUGAGGAUGAGUUGGCGUGGCUGAACCCCACGGAGCCCGAGCACACCAUUCAGUGGGAUAAGUCAAUGUGUGUUAAGAACAGCACUGGUGUGGAGAUCAAGCGAAUAAUGGCCAAAGCCUUCAGAAGCCCCUUAUCUUCUCCUCAGCAAACACAGCUCCUUGGUGAGUUGGAAAAAGAUCCCAAACUUGUUUAUCAUAUUGGCCUGACUCCCGCCAAACUUCCUGAUCUCGUGGAAAACAACCCUCUAGUUGCCAUAGAAAUGUUGCUGAAAUUAAUGCAGUCGAGCCAGAUAACUGAGUAUUUCUCAGUCCUGGUCAAUAUGGACAUGUCCUUACACUCAAUGGAAGUUGUAAAUCGACUAACUACAGCUGUUGAUCUACCUCCUGAAUUCAUCCACCUUUAUAUAUCAAAUUGCAUCUCUACUUGUGAGCAAAUUAAGGAUAAAUAUAUGCAGAAUCGUUUGGUGCGUCUUGUUUGUGUCUUCCUCCAGUCCCUGAUCCGUAACAAAAUUAUUAACGUGCAGGACUUGUUUAUAGAAGUGCAGGCCUUCUGUAUUGAGUUCAGUAGGAUACGAGAAGCUGCUGGCCUUUUCCGGUUGUUGAAGACGUUGGAUACUGGGGAAACCCCUUCCGAGACUAAAAUGUCAAAGUGAUGCCUCAUGGGAACCACGCCAUCCAUUGGUCAGCCGCACCCUGGUUUAAUUUUUAAAACUGUUAAAUCCCUGAGUGGAUUGCUUGGUCUAGUGCAUAUAAACAACACUGUCUAUGUAAAGCAGAGUUUUGCUUUCCUGGAUGACCCUGUCCUUUAGAUGAAUUUCUGGUAAGAUCUUGGAAGAAUGUGUCUUUAGGUGUCUUGUUGGUAAUUAGCCAUAGAAGGAACAGUUACCCCAGAAAACCAUUGCUGCGAAAGAACAGCUGAGCACUGAGGACCAAGUGGGUGUUCUUGUCUCAGAGUCACGUUGCAGGCUUCCGAUGAUUCAUGAAUCCAGUUUUCCUGAGGUUCGAGUGCUACUGUAUUCCGUGAGAGUAAAUGAAGACAUUCUUAAGAAUUUGUGAUACUCUCCGUGAUGUGACAUCAUUCGAGUGUUCUGACUCUUCAGGGGGCUAAUGGAAAGUUGAUUCUCGAGCCUAUCUGUGCAGGUAGCUCUUAACUUCCCAUUAAGCACCACCUGAACCAAGGGCAAUCUGGAAACUCUGUCCCUUUUUAUUGUGGGGACAUACUAGACAACAGAGAAAAUGUAUUCUUGGCACUCUCAUAAAAACAUGGGAACUCUUAGAAAGCUUCAAAGCUUUUUCUAGGCCAGAAAAGCUGGUAUAGUUUUCUGUUUUUGUUUUUUAAAUCCUCCGAAGACACUCGGUAGUUCUUCUGUUACUAAAAUAACUAGACUUUUUUUUUUUUUUUUUUUUAAAGAAAAACCACCAGUUAGUGCUUUGAGGGGCAGUAUCACCACCGAGGAAUACCAUUUCAGAUGGCUUGGGGAGUGGGAGCUGUUACCACCCUCAUGUCUGUGGUGGUGCAGAUGACACGUUUGAGGCAGUAUUGUGUGGACUUUCUUAUUCUUUUAACUCUUGGACAACAGUGCCUUACAUUAAAGUUCUUUUUAUAAUGAAUUCUGUUAUUUGUUGUAUUGUUUACUUGUUGGAUUCAUGACUAAUUCCUCAUUUACUGAAGCACUUCCAUAGUAUAUUCUUUACAGAGAAAGAAUCUGUUCAAAAGGAAUUACCUUCUUUAGCUUAGCAGAAGUUAAAGAAAACCAACCCUAGUGGUUUUAAGAUGAUUACAAGUUCCAAUCUAGUAAUACUGGAGAAAGAGCAGUGGACAGCUAGAUUUAUAAUACUGUGUAUCUUAUCCAUAUGAGAGUAGGAGAUUUAUAAGUACAUUUGCUUACAGCAAACAAUGACCUAAGUCCUUUUAAAAAAGGAGUGCCUUCAGACAUCUAAAAUGAUGGUGGCAACAACAUUGUUGCUGUUUUCCAGUUUUCUGGCUAGGAAAAAAAAACUAUUCACUUAAAAUUCAGCUGAGACCAGUUUCAUUGAAUAGUCUUGCUCAGUACUCUCACUUUCUCACUGACUUGGAUUUCAGCUUUGGGAAAACAAACACUUCAUUAUUGAAAUACUUUUUGGAAUGGCACAAUAUCAACCCAACUUAGGUUCCAGGAGCUACUGAUUCUCCAGCAUUUAGCCAAGUACAUUUAACAGGCUCUUCCUCCUGCUUUUCAAAGAACUGUGGUGCACUGCCAGAUUUUGAGAAACUCAUGAACAACUGUGCAACUGAAAUAGGAGCUUGUGACACCUGUACAAAUUAAGUGAUAGAGACACGGGAACAAAUUGUUUUUUUUUUUUCCAUGAUGAGUAAGUAGCCCCAAAGGUACUAAGUAACAUUCUGAGGAUCACACACAGGGUUUGGGGGUGGAGUGGCCUGUGAGCUGCUGAGAAGUCUGAAUAAACGUUGACGACUCUUGUUGUAAUAAACUGACACGUAAAAUAGUUCUCAACGAAGCUCUGGGACAGUAAGUAGGACUCCGCUUUAAUUUGCAUACUAACUGUUUCUGGGCAUCUCACCAUCUUUAGGAAAUGAAGUUUGUGAAGGUGCUUGGUAUAUCGCAAAGUGCAUCCAUUCCAUCCAUGUGCACGAUGUCUCUAAAGGGGACAGACUAUUUCCCGAGAACAGCAGCAAUACUUUUCCAUCCUAUUAAGUCAGGAUUUUAACUCUAAUCUGUGAUUUAGAAGAAGGACUGUUACAAAUCUGGUUUUCACGCUAAAUAUUUACUGUGGUAUGAUACCCCAUUUCAUCAUUAGUAUGUAAAACCAUAGUGUGUAUAAUACUUUGUAAACAGCAGAGACUGUCUAAGAUGGCUGGUCUGAGAUGAAUUGUAAGUUAAGAGUUAAUUUUUUUUUCUUUUGGCUGGAAAACUGAAGAAACUGAUAGUGCCACCACUAGGAAUAGACAUACUUGUUGGGCAGUGCCAUGAGAAUCAUGAUUUACUGCCUCUGUGGUUGAGGGGUGCAGGGAGCUUUUAGAAAACAGCAGUCCAAAACAGCAGUAGGAGUCGUCAAACAGUAAAACCUGCAAAUGCCAGAACCCAUGUUAGGUGGAAACGUGUCAGAGAAGGAAAACUUGGUGUUUACAAGGUAGGAUUCUUAAUAGAGAGCGAUGGAAAAGUGGUAAGAAAGAGUGCACCCUAUCAAAGGCAGAAAACUUGUGAGACCCAAAGAACAAGGCAGUCCCACUGAGUUCCAGCUCUCACAGGUUUCACUGUGCUUGACACAUUGUUGUCAAGUCGGUUCCAACGUAUAGCGAUAGGACAGAGUAGAACUGACUGCCCCAUGGAGUUUCCAAGGAGCGCCUGCCUGGUGGAUUCGAACUGCCGCCCUUUUGGUUAGCGCCGUAGCUCUUAACUACAGCGCCACCGGGGUUUCCAAGGCAAGACCUAAGUCGGGCUGAAUCAGAAUCUGGCUGGGGAUGUAUUUUGAAAAAGCACACACUGUGGCUGUGUGUGUGUGUGUGUACAUCAAGUGUGGGUGUACAUCAGAUUCCCCCGCAGAGCUUAUUAAACUUGCCCGGCCCCAUCCCCACCCCCAGUUUCUGAUUCCGUAGGUCCGAGGCAGGGCCUGAGAAUUUGCGCUUUUAACGUUGAGCUAGGCGGCGUAUCUUAAGAACUGCUGAUGUAGAUCAAUAAGGAUUAAAUUUGCCAGAAGCACACUGGCAUGCUGAUUUUUCUCCUAUCAGAUUAUAAAACAGCAUAACAUGAACAUUCAUAAUUACAGUUGGCCCUCUGUAUCUGUGGGUUCUGUGUCUGUGGAUUCAACCAACCAUGGGUCAAAAAUAUUUGGGGUAAAAAAGAAGUUGCAAAAAGCAAACUUCAAUUUGCUGCUUGCAGAGCACUCCUCUGAAUGCCUGCAAACAAAGUGGUGUGCAGCGUCCCCUGCUGUAGCCUCCGCCGUCUCAGAGCCUCAGUCUCUCUCCGGCACUCAGUGUUGAAGCAUUGUUCACCUAGCAUCUUGUCAUUAUUCCCUAAACAAUACCGUGUAACAACUAUUCACGUAGCACUUACAUUGCAUUAAGUGUUACAGCGGGUCGGCAGUUCAGAUCUGCCAGGCGCUCCUUGGAAACUAUGGGACAGUUCUGCUCUGUCCUGUACGGUCGCUAUGAGUUGGAAUCGAUUUGAUUGCAGUGGGUUUUUUAGGUAUUAUAAGUGAUCUAGAGUUGAUUUAAAAGUACACGGGAGGAUGUGUGUAGGUUACAUGUGAAUACUACACCGUUUUAUACUAUGGACUUGAGCAUCUAAAGAUUUUGGUAUCCAAGGGGGAUCCUGGAACCAAUCCUCCAUGGAUACUGAGGGACAACUGUAUGUAAUGAGGGAGUGUGGUAGCAGAAAAAAAGAAUUCAGAGACUGGCAUUUGAAUCCUAAUGGCCUCUUUAUUAGGAAAGCCCAACUGACGCCUUUGAAUUAUGGUGUUGGCAAAGAAUACUGAAUAUACCAUGGACUGCCAGAAAGACGAACAGAUCUGUCUUGGAAGAAGUACAGCCAGAAUGCUGCUUAGAAGUGAGGAUGGCGAGACUUCGUUUCACAUACUUUGGACAUGUUAUCAAGUCCCUGGAGAAGGACAUCAUGCUUGGUAGAGUGUCAGCGAGAGAGAGGAAGGCCCUCACUGAGAUGGACUGACACGAGUCGCUGCAACAAUGAGCUCAAGCAUAACAAAGAUUGUGAGGAUGGCACAGAACCAGGCAGUAUCUCGUUCUGUUGUAAUGAGUCGGAACCAACUCGACAGCACCUACCAGCUCUGGCAGGUUCCAUCAGAAGGAAAUGCUGCUCUCCGUGUGUGUGGACCAGAAACCAAAUAAACAACCUCUUGCCGUCAAGUCGAUGGUGAUUCAUAGCAACCCUAUAGGACAGAGUAGAACUGAACCAUAGGGUUUCCAAGGAGCAGCUGGUGAAUGUGAACUGCUGACCUUUGCUCUUAACCACUGUGCCACCAGGCUCUGUGCCUGGACCAGAGCAGGUACUAAUUCUUUUCCUAACCCUCUCACCUCCUCUGCACAGGCUAAAUCGGAGCACUAAAUAACUUGAUCUCAGAUCAAUAGUGUGCCACCCUGUCUGAAGAGUCUUGUGUGACAUGAAUUAAAUCAUGAGAUCUGGUACAAUUUUUAGUGCACCUCUACCCAGUACCCAAAACCCAGUGCCAUCGUAGUGCACCUCUACCAAACCCCAAACCCAGUGCAAGUAUGCUGGUUAUGGAAAGAGGGACAGUGCCAUUUUAUACUGUAUAAAGCAGAGGACUUUUUCACAUUUCUAAAGGAACCAGUGGUUCUUCACGUUUUAAGUGUGUACUGGGUUGCCUGGGGGCAUGUUACAAAGCAGAUUCCUAGGCCUACCUCAUUUGCACCUCACCAGAACUGCCCCCCCUCCCCCAUGCUAUCUAUUUUCACCCCCAAUUACAAGUAAACGGAGGCCUCAUGAGCUAGCUGGCAGAGACAAAUCGCUGUGCCGAGGAAUGAGCAGUCACAUCAGUGAGGUAAGGAGCUGUACCCCCCCACUGAAAGAAUUCUAAAUUGAGCAAAAGACGUCAUUGUAAAAUAUGAAAACCCCAUCACAAGUAAAGGUAAGUGAAACCCCAGGAAAAAUAACAAGACCAGCAAUCCCACAGAAAAAAAACCGCCACAGGAUGUGACUACUGAAAGAGUGACUAUCCUAAGACAUGAAAAGAUGCUCAGUCACUCCCACUUGUGCUGGCAAAGCUUGAGACAGGUGAAAGCAGACACUAAGACACUCCUGGUAUGACCAGAACUGAUGCAGCCUCUCUGGGUGGAACCUGCCAGUAUCUCCCAGAGUCCCACACUGCAGCUACCUGAGGACCCAGCAGUUCCACCUCUGGGACUCUAAGGAAUACGGACCUGCACACGCACCAAGUGACAUCGUGUAAGGUCACUUACCGUGCACUGUAUGAAACCGCAGACGGCUAGAGACAAGGUGGCAGCAAAUAGGGGAUUAGCUGGACAAUGUCAUACUGUGUCCUGGUCACCGUGAGCUGGAACUGACUCGACAGCAACAGGGUUGAGUUUUACUGAUAUACUGUUAAAAAAAAAAGCAAA
Loxodonta africana (African savanna elephant) is the source of this 6992-nucleotide messenger RNA. RefSeq names its product CCR4-NOT transcription complex subunit 11 (gene CNOT11). The transcript has 7 exons. NCBI's taxonomy places the organism in Eukaryota, Metazoa, Chordata, Mammalia, Proboscidea, Elephantidae. Gene Ontology annotation, cellular component: CCR4-NOT complex. The record is from RefSeq and is a predicted model, not a curated record. The coding region runs from base 16 to 1551 and encodes 511 amino acids.